Messenger RNA from Perkinsus marinus ATCC 50983, 857 nucleotides. RefSeq lists its product as hypothetical. NCBI's taxonomy places the organism in Eukaryota, Perkinsozoa, Perkinsida, Perkinsidae. The record is from RefSeq and is a predicted model, not a curated record. Gene Ontology annotation, molecular function: nucleoside transmembrane transporter activity. The transcript has 7 exons. Gene Ontology annotation, cellular component: plasma membrane. The coding region runs from base 1 to 819 and encodes 272 amino acids. Gene Ontology annotation, biological process: nucleoside transmembrane transport.
AUGCAGGAAGCCAUGCAGAUCGGCAUAGGUUUAUCGGCCUUCGUAUCUGUUAUGUACCGGGAUAUCACUAAAGUGAUGGCAGCAUCUGUAGUUGACGCCACUACUCUAUACUUCAGCGCGGCUCUGGUCACGAUCAUCAUAUGUGCUGUUUGCUUCUACUCCCUGAUGAGUAUGCCGAUAUCAGCUCAUCUGCAUAACGUUAUUAUACCUGGGGAAGAUGACAAUGAGGACAGUACUGAUGGAGACAUGACUCGGAGUCUGCUGAGUCCACCGUCGAAUGGUAAUCCCCACCGUUCUCUCCAUAUAGUAGAUGUCAUCGGCAAAGUAUGGUUCCACGAGGCCAUUAUCUUCUCCCAGUUGAUGAUCACUCUUACUUGCUAUCCUUCGGUCAUCACGGCCAUCCCGUGCGUUACCUUUACCUCUCUCGACAAAGACCAUUGGUUCCAGACCAUCCUACUUACGGUCUUUACCACUGCAGAUGUCAUCGGGAGAUUCUCGGUUCGUUUUCGAGGGCCACUUGAUCACUCCAAUGUAUGGCUAACCCUCAUAUUCCGUGCCCUUCUUGUUCCUUUCCUCUUUUCUUGUGCAACCGAGGUCAUCUCAAGCGACUGGAUCUCGCUCCCUGUCAUUUUUAUAUUCGGACUGGCCAACGGUUAUUCAGUGAGCCUCACUCUCAUCACUGUGAAUGAGAUACCGGGGCUCACAGCUGACGAGCUGAAGGCUGCUGGCCGCUUCUCUGCGGUUGCUCUUAAUUCAGGUCUCUGCAUAGGAGGAUUCGUCUCGAUGGGAAUAGGCCUAUGGCUGGGUAUAGCGGGUUGAUUUUCAGUGCAUGUAUACGCUCAAUGCUUAUUAGUUUU